This is a messenger RNA of Meleagris gallopavo (turkey), 2226 nucleotides long. NCBI's taxonomy places the organism in Eukaryota, Metazoa, Chordata, Aves, Galliformes, Phasianidae. The record is from RefSeq and is a predicted model, not a curated record.
AUGGUGAAAGGUGAAAGUAGUUUGCACAAUAACAUCUCUGUGGUUGUUACAUGUUAUGUGGCAUACAUAGCGGAAUGUUUUUCUCUAGUUCUUUUUAAGGUGUACUGCAUAGACCAAACCUAUACCACUAUCCGCGUGCCGGUGUCUUCGUCUGUGAAGGAAGUGAUCAGCGCAGUAGCAGAUAAGCUGGGUUCUGGAGAAGGCCUUAUCAUAGUAAAGAUGAGUUCAGGAGGAGAAAAAGUCGUGCUCAAGCCUCAUGAUGUUUCAGUGUUUACAACUCUCAGUGUUAAUGGACGACUCUUUGCCUGCCCACGUGACCAGUUUGAUUCACUGGCACCGUUACCAGAACAAGAGGGACCAUCAGCUGGUACGGUUGGAACAUUUGAACUGAUGAGCUCCAAAGACCUCGCACAUCAGAUGACAAUUUAUGACUGGGAGCUCUUCAAUUGUGUGCAUGAGCUGGAACUGAUCUAUCACACUUUUGGAAGGCACAAUUUCAAAAAGACCACAGCAAAUCUGGAUUUAUUUUUAAGAAGAUUUAAUGAAAUUCAGUUCUGGGUGGUCACUGAGAUUUGUCUUUGCUCUCAACUCAGCAAGCGUGUGCAGCUACUGAAGAAAUAUAUUAAGAUAGCAGCCCACUGUAAAGAAUACAAAAAUCUGAAUUCCUUUUUCGCUAUUAUUAUGGGACUGAGUAAUGUUGCCGUGAGCCGUCUUUCACUGACUUGGGAGAAACUUCCAAGCAAGUUCAAGAAGAUCUAUGCAGAAUUUGAAAGCUUAAUGGAUCCAUCAAGAAACCAUAGGGCCUACAGACUAACUGUAGCUAAAUUGGAUCCUCCAAUAAUUCCUUUCAUGCCUCUACUUAUAAAAGACAUGACGUUUACUCAUGAGGGAAAUAAGACACUCACUGACAAUCUAGUAAACUUCGAAAAGAUGCGCAUGAUUGCCAACACUGUCAGGACGGUGAGGUUCUGCCGAAGUCAAUCUUUCAAUCCUGACGCAGCGCUAGCUAAUAAGAACCAUCAGGAUGUUCGGAGCUAUGUGAGGCAAUUAAAUGUGAUUGACAACCAGAGAACUUUAUCACAGAUGUCUCACCGACUAGAGCCGCGUCGGGCAUAAACAUUUGAGGCAAUGAUGAGAAACGAUCUUUUAUCCUGUCAAGGUCACUUGUUGAGAACUUCACUUUCUCUGCGACUGCACUGCCACUACAAAAAUAAGCAAAAACAUAUUGUAAGGUCUUAGGCAACGCACAAUGUACUGCCUGUCAGAGAACUUUGGCUGAGAAAGAAUUUAUGCACUGUAGCUGUAAGGGUGGCCAUGUUGUGUACAAUUAACUCAUUUUAAAGUGCAGUAAAGGAUUUUUGUAUGAAUUUUAAAAACGGGGAAUAACAAAAAUAGUUUAAAAUGCACAAAAAAAAGGCUCCUAACACUUCUAAGGGAGCUAAUGUUUUUCUCACUAACUAAAAAUAUAUGUUUUAUAAUUUCUUGCCUAGGUCAGGAAAGAACUGACAGUUUUGCUUCCCCAGCUGUUGAUCUCAAUACAAGAUGCAUGUAAGCAUCUGAUGAAAAAGCAGAGGUUUGGGAGAAUUGUCCAAGGUCUAAUUCCAUCACAAGAAUACUUAAAAAUUUCCCUUUGAAAUACAGCAGAUACUAAGAAAAAAUUCUAAUGUUAUUCAUACUGCCUACUACUUCAAGCAGUGUGGCCACUUCAGAAAACUGACAGGACUGAAAAUAUUUUGGACGAUAACUAGAUUAAUCUGUGUUUACAUUUUAUUUCUUUUUUUGAACUAUCAGGUUUUUACAAAAUUCCACUAUGAAUUAGUAAGGCUGUCAAAAUCAACAAUAGCAUAAAGGUAGCAAAAGACUUGUUCGAAAUGAGCACAAUAUGCACAAACAGAUUUCAUGAGAAUAGUUUCCUGGACAUCAGAACCUUCAGCUAUGAUUAAUACUGGCUGGCUAACAAGUAUUUUCUGGUCUUAAGCAUUUACAAAUAUCUAAAUUUUCAGCCAAUUGUUUUGCACUUUCAACAGACUGUAAAUAAAUAUUAAUUCAUUAUGUUCUAGAAUAUUUAUUUAUGUAAUAGCCGUUGUGCAAAAAUAAUUCUGUUUUAUUUAUUUUGUUUAGCAUGUUCUCAAGUGCAGCUUUUGUCUUUAUACUUUAUGUGCAUCUCAUGUGUAGGAAUCGUGUGACGUGUUUUCUGUAAAUAACACUCAGUACCUUAUUAAACGU